Messenger RNA from Boeremia exigua, 2747 nucleotides. Its product is annotated as glycosyl hydrolase family 3 N terminal domain-containing protein. Gene Ontology annotation, molecular function: beta-glucosidase activity. Gene Ontology annotation, biological process: glucan catabolic process. The record is from RefSeq and is a predicted model, not a curated record. The transcript has 3 exons. Lineage: Eukaryota; Fungi; Ascomycota; Dothideomycetes; Pleosporales; Didymellaceae. The coding region runs from base 400 to 2577 and encodes 725 amino acids.
CGUGUCUAGUUGACCUGAAUCAAAGAUGCUACGAGCAUUGAGUCUACUUGGUUGUGCCGCAACUAUCGCGGCCCAGUUCAAUAUCAAUCAUACCCAAUAUGAAACAAGUCCUCCAGUGUACCCAUCACCACAAAUAAGCGGAGUUGGAGGCUGGGAUGCAGCUCUAGAGAAAGCCAAAGCUUUUUUGGCCGAAUUGACAAUAGAAGAGAAGGCUCGGAUGGUGACUGGUACGUCAUAUCUCAAUGGAUUUCCCAGUGUGGGCUACAGGCAGAUGUUAGUAACGAACGACCUAUCACAGAGCCCGUGGACACUGUUCACGGAGCUUGGUCCGCUCGCCAACAAACAUGUGUUUGUUGCCAGCUCUGGGCUUUCUCGCUUUGUAGAUCUUGAACGCUCACUAUGACAGGCACUUCUGGACCAUGCGUUGGUAACAUAGGCCCAAUUGAAAGACUCAACUUCACUGGUCUUUGCCUGCAGGAUGGUCCGCUUGCCAUUCGGCAGGCAAUCUAUGUCUCUGUAUUCUCUGCAGGAUUAUCGGCUGCGGCAUCAUGGGAUCGGCCGUUAGUCCGCAGGCGAGGAGCCUACAUGGGUGCGGAGUUCAAGGGCAAGGGUGCUCACGUUGCCCUUGGUCCUGUAGUCGGCCCUUUGGGACGUUCACCGUACGGUGGACGGAACUGGGAAGGCUUCAGUCCUGAUUCCUAUCUCUCUGGUGUGCUCGUUGAAGAGUCGGUCAUGGGUAUCCAGAGCGCUGGCGUUCAAUCUUGCACAAAGCACUACAUCGCCAACGAACAAGAGAUUCAACGGAAUCCUUCGACAAUAAACGGAACCACAAUCGAGGCCCUCAGCUCUAAUCUUGAUGACAAGACUAUGCACGAGACCUAUCUUUGGCCUUUUGCGAACGCAGUCCGUGCUGGAACAGCCUCAGUCAUGUGCUCGUACAACCGAAUCAACGGUAGCUAUGGUUGCCAGAAUAGUAAGAUCCUAAAUGGGUUGCUGAAGGAAGAGCUAGGCUUCCAGGGCUACGUGGUUAGCGAUUGGCUUGCAACUCACUCUGGUGUUGCUUCUAUUGAGGGUGGUCUGGACAUGAACAUGCCAGGGGGUAUUGGGUUCUUCAGUCCCACUCCGUCAUUUUUUGGUGGCAAUGUCACCAGCGCUGUCAACAAUGGCUCUCUUUCAGUGGAACGAGUUGAUGAUAUGGUCCUGAGGAUCAUGACACCGUACUUCCACUUGAACCAAGACGUGGGCUUCCCAGCCAUCGACGGAUAUACUUCAAAGAUUGGAUUCUUUGGGCCUGGGCCGUACGCAUUCAACUAUACCAGUGGCCCUAUCGUCGAUGUUCGUCAGGAGCAGCACGCACAACUGAUCCGCGAUCUUGGAGCAGCCGGUACCGUAUUGCUGAAGAACACAAACGGUACCUUGCCGUUGGGAAACCCAAACAACAUCGGUGUGUUUGGCAACGACGCAGCCGACUUUACGAAAGGCCAAUACUCACUGGUCCUUAGCGGCACGAGCUUAUUGGACGGUGACUAUAACAUUGGUACACUCGCUGUCGGUGGAGGAUCAGGCACGGGUCGCUUUCCCUACGUUGUAUCGCCUCUGGAGGCUAUCAAGGCCCGCGGUCGAUCUUAUGGAGCCAUCGUCCAGUACAUCACCGACAACGAGUACAUUGUGCAAGGUGGUCUUGCUGCCCUUGCACCUGUACCACCAGACGUCUGCAUUGUGUUCUUGAAGUCCUGGGCGAGUGAGGGAGACGAUCGAUCAACGCUGAUUGCAGAGUGGAACUCUACAACUGUCGUCAAUCAGACUGCUGCGAUCUGCAACAACACUGUUGUAGUGCUUCACGGCGCAGCACCGAACACCAUGCCAUGGCGCAACAAUCCCAACGUUACUGCCAUUCUCGUCGCGCACAUGCCCGGACAGGAGUCUGGUAACUCUAUCGCUGACAUAUUAUGGGGUGAAGUAGACCCUUCUGGUAGACUUCCGUACACGAUUGCGAAUGAGGAAACCGACUACGCCAAAAAUCUUCUGAAUAGCACAGAAUUGGCAACUACUAUUGACCCCGAUGCCUGGCAAGCAGACUUCAUUGAAGGGAACCUCAUCGACUACAAAGAAUUUGAUGCACGGAACGCCAGCGUAGCCUUCGAAUUUGGAUUUGGACUGAGCUACACAUCGUUCAACAUGUCCAACUUACAGAUUAACAUGAGUGCUGGCAAUGUCUCAAGGACGCCCAAUUCAGCUGCCCCGAUCCAACCAGGUGGCAACGUAGAGUUAUGGGCAACACUCGCUACGGUCAGCGUCUCUGUCAGUAACACUGGCUCUAUCUCUGGCGCUACCGUCCCUCAGCUGUAUCUCUCGUACCCAGACGAGGCUGAUGCACCUGUUCGUAGCCUGCGAGGAUUCGAAAAGAUUGCCCUGAGUGCUGGUACAUCUGGCACGCUCCAGUUCCCGCUCACUCGACGUGAUCUGAGCUACUGGGAUACUACUGCACAGCAAUGGACGCUACCAACCGGUCCUAUCGAUGUCUAUGUUGGCUUCAGCUCUAGAAAUCUACUUCUCCAGGGUAGUCUGAGCAUUUGAGGGUACUAUCGUUCUCAACAACAAGCACAGUUUCGUUGAGAUGACCACACCAUGACUACAUAUCUCUUGUCGACUAAGAUGCUGCGCGCAUUGUUUGGUGUCCAUUUCCUCCUGUUGAGCUAUUUCAUCGGCGAAUUAAAUGUAAGUGCGCCUAUGCGAAGGACAAGAUA